Messenger RNA from Diaporthe amygdali, 7281 nucleotides. RefSeq names its product beta-ketoacyl synthase domain-containing protein. The transcript has 5 exons. Gene Ontology annotation, biological process: fatty acid biosynthetic process; secondary metabolite biosynthetic process. The record is from RefSeq and is a predicted model, not a curated record. The coding region runs from base 1 to 7281 and encodes 2426 amino acids. Lineage: Eukaryota; Fungi; Ascomycota; Sordariomycetes; Diaporthales; Diaporthaceae. Gene Ontology annotation, molecular function: 3-oxoacyl-[acyl-carrier-protein] synthase activity; fatty acid synthase activity; hydrolase activity.
AUGUCGUUCAACAACGACUGUUCCAAGUUCUCAGUGGCUCUAUUUGGGCCACAAAGGACACCUUUGACAUCCCAAGGCCUUGCAGAUCUUCAAACAGCCCUGAAGGAAGACCCUCGUCUCGAAUUUCUACGACAGACGCUCGACACACUGCCCUCCUUAUGGUCACGGGUCAAAGACACGCUCGAUUCACAACGAUUUGAGGGCGCCUCGAAACUUCAAAAGCUACAAAAAUUUGCAGCCGGGUCUAGCGACAUAGAUUUCACAGCAUUUUCCAAUAUCGAGCUAGCGGUCCUGACUGUGGCCACUCAAGUCGUCGACUUGAUUCAGCAACACGGCACCUCGCUUGACAAAUUUGAAGCAGCUCAGGGGUUCUGCAUUGGAUUCCUAUCAGCGGCAUCAUAUGCUACUGCGCGUGAUUGGAACGAAUUCGAGAAGAAUAUCUCCAACGCCAUACGAUUAGCCGCCUGUAUUGGCAUAGUCGUUGACGUCGAGCAAGUCGCCCAGCCGGUCACGGCUUUUUCAGCGUAUAUUUCGUGCAUCACAGACGACAAAAACAUAACCAUCACAAUACCACAAGCCUGCGAAAAGGCCUUCAUUGUGCUGCUAAGCGAGGCCGGCAUAUCUACUACAACAAUUGGCCUUAGAGGAAGCUAUCACAGUCAAACUCAUCAACAAGCUGCUAGAACCCUCAGCAGUCUCUGCGAACAGAAUGACAAUCUCCGGCUGCCUACAGCCGAACAGCUACGGCGACCACUCCGGUCCACUGCCGAUGCCGAUCUUAUUACCACGGGAGCUCUCCAUGACAUUGCAAUAGAGCUUAUUCUGGUCCGCCGCGCUAAUUGGUUCUGGACCGUGAAAAAUACCAUCGCUCACUGUGACCAGCACCAGACCGAGCUGGUUAGCUUUGGUUCCGAAUCAUGUAUCCCUCGAUCCAUGACAAUAAGAAGCCAUCAGAGCACACUUUCAAGCACAGCCAGCGGUACGGAAGAGAUUGCUGUUGUUGGUAUGUCCUGCCGGUUUGCUCGAUCGGAAAACCUUGAAGAAUUCUGGAGGCUGCUCGACGAAGGCGGGACUGGCAUCGGAAAGAUACCCAGUGGUCGUUUCGACGCUGCACAUUUGACACGCGGACCGAAGCUGGAUAACUACUGGGGAAAUUUUAUUGCCGAACCAGACGUGUUUGAUCACAAGUUCUUUGGAAUUUCGGGCCGCGAGGCGAAAUCGAUGGACCCCCAACAACGGCUCGCACUCCAAGUUGCAUACGAGGCUCUCGCGUCGUCGGGCUACUGCAGCAAGCCAGCUGAGACGAGCACCAAAGACGUCGGCUGCUACCUAGGGGUGGGUGCUGUCGACUACGAGGACAACGUUGCCUCGAAGGACGCGAACGCCUUCGCGGCAACUGGCACGUUGCGGGCUUUUAUCAGCGGUCGCAUCAGCCACUUCUUUGGCUGGGAUGGGCCAUCCCUUACUGUGGACACGGCAUGCUCAUCCUCAGCUGUUGCAAUCCAUACCGCAUGCAAAGCCCUGCUGGGCGGCGAGUGUUCUAUGGCGCUUGCUGGUGGUGUCAAUGUUAUCACCAGUCCGUCGCUGCAUCAAAACCUGGCCGGUGCAUCAUUCCUCAACCCGAAUGGGUCCUCGAGGGCUUUUGAUGCCAAUGCAGGAGGUUAUUGCCGUGGUGAGGGUGCAGGCAUCGUUGUGCUGAAGAAGCUUUCUGCAGCUUUGGCUGAUGGUGAUGCGGUCAUUGGAGUGAUUGCGUCUUCGGCAGUCAACCAAGGCUCAAAUUGCAGCCCAAUCACGGUGCCACACUCGGAUUCACAGAGUAAUUUAUACAAGCGCGUGCUCAAAGACGCCGGGGUGAAGCCUGAAGAUGUUACGUAUGUCGAGGCACAUGGAACCGGCACUCAAGUUGGUGAUCCAAUAGAGUACGAAAGCGUUCGGUCUGCCUUUACUGGCCCUUUGCGAACUGAGGAACUUUUUAUCGGUUCUGUCAAAGAUAACAUAGGCCAUGCUGAGGCUGCUUCUGGAGCGGCUGGAGUUAUCAAAUGCCUGCUCAUGAUGCAACACAACACAAUACCAAAGCAAGCAAACUUCACUUCUCUGAAUCCCAAGAUCAAGACUUUACCUCAAGAUGGGAUCACCGUGCCCAAAAGUUCUGUGCCGUGGACCUCGACAAAACACAUUGCGCUAGUCAACAACUAUGGAGCGGCGGGAAGCAAUGCUGCCAUUCUCAUCCGCGCAUACCCUGACAAGCCCACGCCGCUGCCGAUCAGAAGUCCCGCAAUCCAUCCAAUUCUCCUGUCUGCGAAGACGGCGAGCAGCCUAGCCUCAUACACGGAUGCUCUCAAGCUAUACCUUUCCAAAGAAAGACUAUCCCUUGAAAGCGUUGCUUACAAUCUAGCACAGUCCCAUGACGUGUCUUUCGAUUCUCGCAUCGGCGUCCUUGCUGAUGACCUCGACAGCGCAGUAUCUGCUCUGGGCAGGGCAAGUGCUAAUGACAGCGGAAAGACGGCUGCGUUACAAAGAAGACCUGUGGUUCUGUGCUUUGGUGGCCAAACCGGACGUCAAGUUACUAUUUCGAAGGACCUGUAUGAGAACAGUGAUCUUUUGAAGAAACACUUGGAUGAAUGUGACUCGAUAUGCCGGCGUCUUGGUCUGGGCAGUAUUUUCCCAGGCAUAUUCCAAGAUGAUGCUAUCCAGGACACCUUGUCUCUCCACUGCAGGCUUCUGUCCUUGCAAGUGUCAUGCGCAAGAUGUUGGAUUGAUUCAGGUCUCGAGGUCGAUACUCUGAUAGGGCACAGCUUCGGCCAAUUGACCGCACUAUGUGUCGCCGGCUCGGUGUCUCUCGAGGACACUUUUCGUUUGGUCGCCGGUAGAGCUCGCCUGGUCCGUGACGGCUGGGGUCCUGAACACGGCGCCAUGCUGGCGGUCGAGUGCGACAGGGAGGAGCUCGACGACAUACUCAGCCAGGUGAACUCAACGGAUGACUUCAAACUGGAUGUUGCGUGUUAUAAUGGGCCUCGGAGCUUUGUGCUCGCGGGUGGUUCAGCCUCCAUUGCAAAGGCUGUCGAGUUGUGUCGCGGUCUCAAGUCGACCGAGCUGCGGAAUACUCACGCGUACCACUCCUACCUGGCAGACGGGAUAUUGGAUGAUCUUUCGAAGCUAGCUGCCUCUUUCAAGAUUCAGGCGCCCCGAAUCCGUAUCGAGACAUGCAGCGCCGGUGAGACCUGGACAGACUUCACCUCCGAUGCGAUCGUGCAACACACACGACAACCCGUAUAUUUCAGUGACGCGGUCGGUCGUAUUGCCAAGCGUUUACCUGCGGCGAUUUGGGUCGAGGCAGGAUCCGCGACACCGAUCUUGGCCAUGGCUAAACGCGCGAUAGCCAAGCCUGACCGGUCCGACGUCUUCGUGCCUAUGCAGCUUGGCGCGGCAGACGCCGUGAAGAACUUGGCUAAAUCGGCGUGUGAUCUGUGGAAAGCUGGCUCAGCCGCUCAAUACUGGCCCUUCCAUCGUUCUUCAGCAUACCGUUACAAGAAGCUGAACAUCCCACCAUAUCAGUUUGAGAAGACGUCGCACUGGCUGUCACUUGAGCCUAGGUCAGUUGGUACAGCAAAUUUGAGCAAAGCUCCGGAGCUCGUCAAAUUGGUGAAGGAUGGACGCUCUACUGGAGAGUAUGUACUAGUGGUCAAUACCGCUGGAGACAGCUUUCAACUGUCUGCAAGAGGUCACGCAGUCACCGGCCAAAGCCUCUGCCCCGCCUCCAUGUACAUGGAAAUGGUGGCUCAAUCCGCUAAAUUGGUAUCCAAUCAUGCUGACGCUAAGAAAUACAUUCCACAUAUCGAGGGCUUGACGAUGCUAGCCCCUCUUGGAAUCAGCGAGGCUGCUGUGGUAUUCGUACGUCUUCACCAGGUGGCACCCGAAUCAUGGGACUUCAUCAUUACCAGCCAGGCUUCUGCAAGCACACUUGGGAGCGAGUCAUCGACGAAGCAUGCCAGUGGGUCAUUUACAUGGCAAAUAUCUGAUGACAGUAUCGCAAAAAGACGCUUGCAGGUACUAAGCCGGCUGGGUGCAUCCAGAACCUCCACGUCAGCCAUGGCUACUGGCGUAAGAGGUGCAAUGGUGUACAAGCUGUUUUCGGAUGUUGUAGACUAUGCGGACUACUAUCGUGGCGUCCAGAGCAUAUCUGCAUCAGACAACGAGGCUACUGGAAUGGUCAAAAUCCCGUUAAAGCAACACAGACUUAUAGACACGGGUAUAUGCGACCCUAUAAUCUUGGACAACUUUCUGCAAGUUGCUGGGAUACACACCAAUUGCUUGUCUACGAGAGAUGAGUCGCAGGUACUGAUGUGCACCUCUGUGGAUGAGAUCAUAUUUUCUCCAUCUUUUCUGUCAGACAAAAGUGAUGCACGAGAGUGGCUUGUACACACGCGUUUUGAGAAAGACAGUCCCGCCAACGUUAGAACCAACGACAUCUUUGUGUGCAAUGCAAAGUCCGGAGACUUGGUCAUGGCCGUUUUGGGUGCGAACUUUAGGGGAGUUCCUUUCAGAUCGCUCGCAAAGAGUCUUACGAGGCUCAACAAGCCCAGUGCCCCAGCGGCUGAUCCAGACAUGACUUCACACGAUGCAGAGGAUUCCGGCUACGCUUCCGAACGCACUGAUGAAGACAAAACGCCUGCACACGAAGUCGAUCUUUCCAAGAUACAGAUUGCUCAAGUGCAGUCGGUGUCAGCACAACUCAAUUCUGAGAAGUCGACGGACGCACUGGCGAGCGUCCAGAAGAUGUUCAGCGAAAUCAUAGAAAUUUCCAUCGACGAGGUCGCCCCAUCCUCAUCCCUGGACGAUCUCGGCAUAGACUCUUUGCUGAUCACUGAAGUCCUAGCGGAGAUUAACACUCGAUUUGGUAUCCGCGUAACCCAGGCAGAGCUCUCGGGCUGCGUUGAUGUGCGUGCAGUUUCGCAACUUGUGAGUGGAAUUAACACGAGAGGGGAACCCAAGCAGCCUGAGAUUGUCUCCAUGGAAAUUGCGACACAAAAAGCCAUCGGCGCAACAAGCAGCAAAGAAACUGGAUUUUAUGCCACUGUGGGUGCUGCCACAGCAGCUAAGAAUGUGCCGAAUCUCGCGGCCGCAGGUUCCCAGGUGUUUACCAAGACGAUACCCUCGUACGACAAGCACGCAGACACCACAGGCUUUACCGACUUCUAUACUGAGGUCUUCCCAACCCAGUCUGCACUAGUGGUGCAGUACGUCUUGACAGCAUUCAGCUCGCUCGGCUGCGAUCUGGGGUCAUUCGCAGAUGGCGCUGUGCUCCCGUCCAUUCAAGCUCUUCCCAAGCAUACAAAGGUUAUGUUGCAACUGCACGAGAUACUUACAACUGCGGGUCUGCUCAGCAAGGGGAAUAAUGGAGAAUUCCAGCGCACAGGUUUGCCGAUCCCCACUACUCCCGCAUCUGCUCUCAAGGAUGAGCUGCUACAAAAGUUCCCUAAGCACACUUCGGAGACGAAGCUGCUCCACUCCACCGGCCACAAGCUGGCUGAAUGCCUGACAGGGAAAGCCGACCCAGUCUCCAUUCUCUUCGGGGACUCGGCCGCGCGUGACCUGCUCGGAGACGUCUACACGAACGCACCCAUGUUCAAGACCGGCACUCUUCAACUGGCCGAGUACCUUUCCUCUGUUCUCGGCGAGAUCGGCGGGAAGCGUGAGCUGAGGAUUCUCGAGCUCGGCGCUGGCACAGGAGGAACCACUAAGAAUGUCGUUGAGACUUUGUUUAAGCUCGGCCAUAAGUUCACGUACACUUUCACGGAUCUGUCGUCAUCGCUCGUGGUGGCAGCCAAGCGCAAGUUCUCCAAAUGGUCAUUCAUGGAGUACAAAGUCAUGGAUAUUGAGAAGGACCCUCAGUCUGAGUUCCUUGGCAAAUACGAUAUUAUCCUGUCAACGAACUGUAUCCAUGCAACCAGAGACCUUAUUAGGUCGACAACACAUAUCCGACAGAUGCUUAAGCCAGAUGGCCUAUUGUGUCUAGUAGAGCUGACACGGAACCUCUACUGGUUCGAUCUUGUUUUUGGCCUUUUGGAAGGAUGGUGGCUGUCCUCUGAUGGUCGAUGGCACGCUUUGGCCACUGAAGAGUUGUGGAAGAAGGACUUGCUUGAGGCGGGCUUCAAAUGGGUGGACUGGAGUCGAAGCUCGACAAAAGAGUCUGAACUCUUGAGGGUUAUCACAGCUUCCCCAUGUGAACCUCUCGCUCGCUUGGAGACCCUUCCAUUCAAAGAAGUCGAUGGACAACAACUUUAUGCCGACAUGCACUACCCGGCCGAAAAGGUCGAGUCUGGAAAGAAACUUCCUGUAGCCCUCAUGAUUCACGGAGGCGGCCAUAUAAUGCUGUCCAGAAGCGACAUUCGGCCAGACCAGACAGACAUGCUCUUGGAAAGCGGUUUCUUGGCAAUUAGCAUCGACUACAGACUCUGCCCCGAGGUCACAUUGUCGGAGGGUCCAAUGGUCGAUGUUGUUGAUGCCCUGCACUGGAUCCGUACCAAGCUUCCGGAGCUUGUAUUAUCACGUCCAGAUAUUGCUGUCGACGCCAGCAAGGUCGUUGCAGUGGGAUGGUCCACAGGCGGCCAUCUUGCCACAACACUUGCCUGGACUUCCAAAGCGCGUCACGUCCAAGCCCCGGAAGCCAUCCUAGCCCUUUACUGUCCACUCGACUACGAGGAUAAGUUCUGGAUGUUGCCCAACAUCCCCGAAGGUGCUGCAGGGUCAACCGUCCAGUCAACCGAGUUUGACCUCGACGACGAGGUCUGGACGAGCGGCGUGUUCGACGCUCCCAUCACAAGAUACAACGUGUCGCCUACCAAGAAAGCCUUGGGAGGCUGGCUGGCGCCAUCGGACCCGCGAAGCCGCCUGGCGCUUUUCAUGAAUUGCCGCGGGCGCAGUCUUCACGUUCUUCUCAACGGACUGGACAAAAAGGCUCGGAAGGAGCCCGCAGAACCGACCCAGAAGGACAUUGUUGCUGUCAGCCCACUUGCGCAGGUCCGAGCGGGAACCUAUAAGACGCCAACUUUUAUUCUUCACCCGCGGGAGGAUGAUUUGAUUCCGUGGCAGCAGGCCGAGCGAACGUGGCAGGCGUUGCAGGAUAUGCAAGUUGAUUCGGAGUUAAGGAUUGUUGAGGGUGUUCCACAUUUGUUUGAUUUGGCUGGGUUGCACAGGGUUCGUAAUGAAGAUGCUAGACGCGCUAUGGUCGAGGGCUAUGAGUUCUUGUGUCGGCAUGUGGGCUUGACUUUACGUACAUAA